Molecule: messenger RNA, 7213 nt
Organism: Gallus gallus (chicken)
Lineage: Eukaryota; Metazoa; Chordata; Aves; Galliformes; Phasianidae
Gene: ADGRF4
Product: adhesion G protein-coupled receptor F4
Exons: 9
Coding region: 4281-6311 (676 amino acids)
Biological process (GO): cell surface receptor signaling pathway; G protein-coupled receptor signaling pathway
Cellular component (GO): membrane
Molecular function (GO): G protein-coupled receptor activity
Source: RefSeq, a predicted model, not a curated record
GCCCAUGGACUGGAUGUCUUCAACUUGCCAGGAAUACAAAGCUGAACACGAGUAGAACUGACUCCUUAUUUUGUCAUAAUGGAUGCUGGAGUUCUACAGUCUUAAGGAAAUAUAUUGCAACAAAGGAAUAUAGUCUUCUAUUCAGAGAUAAAAAGCAAAAGAGAAAAACGGUGUAAUUUUCUUGCCAAUAUAAAAGAGGCCUUAUUUCUUACUGUGCUGGAAUUGCAGACCUUUAUUUUUUUGGUUUGCUUGACAAUACUACUGAAUCUGUAUAAAGAGGAGAGGGAAUUCUUAAUAGAUUUUUAUUGAAUAUCUGUAGCUUAAUUUUUAAAGAGAUCUAUACUAUAAAUAGGGUGAUCUAUCUUUACAAGUAAUCUGUAAAAGAGUCCCUUGGGAGGGACAGCAUAGCUGUAUGGGAAUUGGAGUCACUAUUUUCCCCCUGCGUUGCGAAAGGGAAGAGAUGAGAUUUGUGUAUUUUUAAUGUUGGCAGUCUCAGCCGGGGUUCUGCUGUGUGUCUGCCUGCUGUUUGUCAGCCGGGUCGUGAGAUAGGAAUCUGUGGAUGCCACGGGUCGGGUGGCACACCUAUGCACGGUGCUGAGAAGGGUUGACCUCAUCGGGGCGGUUUAGCAGAACGUUUUGUCAAUUGCACUAUUGGAUUAAAAAGGGAUUUAGGACUGAGUCACGAAGUCGCAACAAAAUGAACUUUUAAUAUCACAGAAGGAAGAGCUGCAGAAGGGAGGCUGGGGUCUGCUCUGAACCGAACCUGUUGUGCCUCAAAUAUUGCAGCACGCAAUGUGGGAAGUAAACCUGAACUCACAGGGUCUGUGCUUCUGCGUAUCUAAACUGAUGUCGUCAGUCUUUCCAGUGGCUGAACAUGCAUUUUGAUCUGUUUUUACAGUACUCAAUUUUUGUUUAUAAUAUGGCUCAAAAUAAAUCACUUGAACUUUGAUACUCUCGAAAGGUCUCAAUAUUUAUGUGUUUAUGCCAUAAACCUCCUCAGCAUGUUGUGUCCCUCUAAAUUUGAUCACAUCCUUCCUUGGUGAGUGAUCAGAACAGCUGCUGUGACAGCACUGUGCUGGUGUCCAUAAACAUCUUUCACUUUCUGUAUGGAAAGAAGCUGAAAUCUUGUUGAUUGCCAUUACCUUUAUCCGCAGGGCUUAGCACAGUGCACCAGCAGGAUAAACCAAAGGCAUGUGAGGCUGUGGGAGGCGAUCAGACUGAUGGCUCUGUUCACUUGAUAAAGGAUUAAAAAACCGUAUGGUUAAAAAAGAAAGGCCGCUGCAGUCCUCCUGUUAGUGGUGGGUAACAGCCUUCCCUCCGUUCACCUGGCAGAAUUCACGUGACAAAGACAUCAUGUUAGUUUGGCAACUUUAACAAUGAGAAAUAACUUUAUAUUCCUGUGAAUAGUCAUAAAUGUAGUGACUAUUUCUUACGUCUCUGAUGACGUGGAAGUGUUGAUUCUCGAGAAUAUGCUUUUUCCACAGCUGGUGCAUCAUAAAAUCACCAUAGAAUCACAGAACGGCCUGGGUUGCAAAGGCCCACAAUGCUCAUUGAGUUCCAACCCCCUGCUAUGUGCAGGGUCGCCAACCAGCAGCCCAGGCUGCCCAGAGCCACAUCCAGCCUGGCCUUGAAUGCCUGCAGGGAUGGGGCAUCCACAGCCUCCUUGGGCAACAUGCAAACACCCAAAAGUCAAUUGGAGGAUGUUUUUUGGCAGCGUCUGAUUGAAAUUCUUCAUUAAAUUUGGUGACUGUGCUGUGCAGGUACGUAGGCACUGUGUGGUAGGCACACUGCUGAUUAGCUGAUUCAGCAUUAGCGCUUUUAACUUUCAGUUGCUCAGAUGCGUCACAAAUGGAGACUUGGGGCAGAUCUCUGUGUUGAUGCAUCACACACAGCAGUAGUGCUGUUGGUCAGAUGCUGAGCUCUCCCCUGGAGCUCAUACCUGUGGGGCAGGUGAUGGAGAGCAGGAACUGUGCCGAAUGGAGCGGUGCGUUUUGUUGUAUGAGCUCCUCACUGUGACUGCAGUAUGAAGCAGACCUUGGAUUGCUCCACGAACACUGCCUGUGUGUGGCAUGUAGGAGAGAAGUGGGACAAGACAAUCAGUUACAAUCACAAAUGAAAGGUACUUAUUAUUGAAUGGCCUUUGUUCGCUAUAGCAAUAAAUGACCCGAGUGCAACGACCUGAUUUAAUAAAGCCCUCUUGUAAAAGUCGCUGCCAGGAGUGUGUUUAGCCAUGAGGAAAUCGCCCUAAUGUAUGUCUGUAUCGUCUUCAGCUCAUGUUGUGUACUGGAGAGGAGGGCCUUGCUUUGGAGGUGUUCCACAGAGCAGUUCCCUAAGAGCAGUGCGCUUCUCUGACCCGUUCUCCUGUGCUGUAAAACGAUGCAUGCUCCCCAAACUCAGCAAAUAAAAUGAGUCCAACCUGUUGACACGUCUGCUCACUUCAUGGUCCGAGAUGUUUCCUGUGCUGUUGAAGAUGCUUUGCAGGAGGAGGCUGGGUGGGAAAGUGCAUUGCUGUUCGUUCAGCUCACCCAGGAGACAUCAUUGGUAUUCACUUGCCAGGUUAUUCUGGCUCAUGAUGUGCAGGAUGGCUGUCCCCGGAGCUGCGAGCUGCUGCUGCUUUGUUGGCUUGGUUUGAAUCUUACAAGUGAGUCUGAGAGUAUUAACUUCUGAGCUUCUCCUAUUCCUUUCUUUCAAUUUUUGGUGCUGCUAAUUGAUCUGACCUUUCUGUGCGGCUCCUGAGCUUGUUUUAAGCUCCCUCUUAGCACUCAGUAACACAAAUCAGUGCACGUUGGAAUCACUGCUUAAAUACGGAGUGCAGGCUCAAUGUGCUGUGUUUGAGGAGGGCACAGGUGAGGGGAAAAGCAAAUGAACAAAGGCAGGAAACCAGGUUAAAAAUGGGAAAUGUGUAUUCAAUUCUCAUGCUCUGUAAUAUUGUCACCUGCCGUUUACAGGCAGUUUUGGGGAAAUAAAGUGUGCAGCCCCGUGUGUGCCUUUUGAUUUGAGCAGUCGCUGGGAGAUGACGUUCCUCUUUCAUGUUGCUGCAGGAGAAUUGCGUUUCUGAUGAGGGGCUCUAACGAACUGCAGGGUUUGACUUGGGGUUACUUAGCAAAGUAUACGUUAACCCUUGAUGAACACACAGCCUUUGUUUAAUUUAGCAGAAGUCUCAUUAAGUCUUUCCAAAGGAAAGGGUAAAAAUGGGCCUUUGUGGCUCUGGACUUUGGGCUGUUGCUUAAAGCUCUCUGAGGUGUUGCCGAUUGCUUUCCCUGUGCUGUGUCAAAACAGCUGCACCUCUGUCUUGGGAAACUGAGUUUUGCAAGAGCUGAAGGGCCGAACCACUGCAGCCCCUCCCUUGUGGGUGCCCAGGCACGUACCUCCAUCCUGAAAAAUGCAAACAGCCCCGACCAGCUUGCAGCGCGUGGAGCCCCACGUGUUCAGAGCACUCUCCUCACCCGUGGGAGUCACAUUGUGAGGGUGUUUCUAAGCCCCGUGGAGCACAGCUUUAUACCUCAAGAGAUUUCUGGGAGAAGUGCGUGCAUCUGCUGAGAUACAGCAGCCCUCAGAGGGCGAAUUGGGCAGAGGAGGUGUUGGAAAAGCCGGGGGCUGCUCAGUCAUUGCAGCAGAGCUCCUGGGUGUGUGUGGGUGCACGGCUGCAGCUACCUGGGGAGGAGGCCUCCAAGCAGUGCGUUGGGUUACCAGUGCGUUUGGGCCUUUGCUUCUGAGUUAAAGGUGUGUGGAGGUGCUGCCUCUAUAAUUCUUUGCCUGGGACUGUGCGGAGCGCGAGUCACGGAGUCUACCCGGGUUGGUGGUGUGGGUGCUCUGCUGUGCUUGCCUUGGUUCCUGUUUGGUUCGAGACGGACACGGGCAGCUUGUUUGAGCAGAUCUCUGCAGUACAGGAGAGCAGACGGUGCUCCCCCCAGGGUUGGGGAGGUACAGCUGCUCAGGUGUGACUCACCUGUGGCAAAGUGGCAGCCUGGCUCUCUGUGGGCGCGUCUGUGACAGUGCUGGUAUUCCGCACUGCAACACCUCUGCUGUCAUCCGCCGGUCCCGCAGUGCCAAUCCAGUGGGGCCGGUGAGAAAGCAGGCUGAUGCCCCAGGUUAUUUCCCCAUGGGAAGAGAACACGCAGUGGGGCACACGGACAGCCCUGCGCAGCGCCGGAGCAGCGUGGCCAUGGGUGCGUGGUUGGGCGCUCACCGGUGACGUCUCCGGGAUCCCCGGUGCUGUGAAUCCUCCGUGCAGCAGAACCCGGAGUCCUGAGCAGGGAGAAGAGCAGUGACUGCGGGGGAUGGAUGUGAGGGCAGCCCUCUGCCUGCUCCUCUGGGCUGUGCUCUUCCCAGCUGCACCACACACUGCUCCUGGGGUCCUCAGUAAGGGAUCCAGGGCUGGCGACCUGCAAGAUGGGUGUACAGAUCUGAUUCCCUGUGAAGACAGCGGAACUCUCUGCAUUCAGGCCUGUUCUCCCUCCUUCCAUGGGGAGACAAGCUUUGUCUGCAAAGACAGAACGUGGCGAAUGUUCACAGAUGCCUGUGCAAAUCUGGACGUGCAGUCACUUUUUCAGAGGAUUUCUAAACGGGAACCCCUUCCAAGUUCAGAAGGACACAUUGCAGGAGGACACUUUCCCUUUGUAAGGCCAGGAAAGCCAAUGCAUGGGAAGCCUGGAGAUGGAGCAAAAUAUUUUGGUGCUGAUGACCGUGGGAAAAGUAACUGUCAAGCUGAUUUUUCAUGCAUCAUCCCAGAUAUCUUGUCUUCACCAGCAAUUCCAGGAAAUAUUGCUGAUAUUGUGGAGCUGCUAAAGAUGAUUUCCCUAAUGUUAUCAGAGGAUGUCAAUAGAGGAAAAAUGCAGAGUUACAGCAAGAUAGCAAAUCACAUUCUGAACAGCUCCGUUAUUUCCAAUUGGGCUUUUGUAAAGGACAGAAACGCCAGUUCAACGUUACUGGACUCAGUGAACCUGUUUGCUGGCAAACUUCUUCUAAGGAACGGGUCAGAACACAUUCAGGAGCACUUCAUCUCUACAAAAGGCUUCAGCAUACAUCGAAAUGCUUCAGGGAAGAGCUUUGAUUUUUCUAUGGAGGUGAAUAAGACGAACUAUGUCAGCGGGCGUGUGGUCAUUCCAGAAGAAGAACUUCAGAAGUUACCAAACACUUCCAAAGCCAUCAGCAUUGCGUUUCCCACGCUUGGAGCCAUUAUAGAAGCCAGCCGUCCGGACCCCAUUUCUGUGAAUGGGAUGGUUUUAUCCGUGUCCCUUCCAGAAGAGCUUCAGCAUAUUUUACUUACCUUUGAGAAGGUGAAUAAGCUGGAGAGCGUCGGGGCUCAGUGCGUUGGAUGGCACUCUACUGAAAGGAGGUGGGAUAACAAGGCGUGCCAAAUGAAGUCCGACAACAUCAGCAGUGUUGUCUGCAUGUGCAAGCACCGCCGCCGCACCUUCAGAUCCUUCUCCAUUUUGAUGUCCCCCACCUUGCUGAGAAACACAGUGCUGGAUUACAUUACAUGUGUGGGGUUGGGCCUUUCUAUUUUCAGCUUGAUUCUGUGCCUGACCAUUGAGAUGGCUGUCUGGCAUCACGUUACCAAAACUGAAAUCACCUACAUGCGCCAUUUCUGUUUGGUGAACAUCGCCACGUCGCUUCUCAUUGCCGAUAUCUUGUUCAUCGUGGCAGCUGUUGUGCACAACACAGCCCUGAACUACCGCCUGUGUGUGGCAGCCACUUUCUUCCUUCACUUGUUCUAUCUUGCCUUGUUCUUCUGGAUGUUUACCCUGGGUCUCUUAAUUCUCUAUGGAUUACUGUUGGUUUUUUUUAAGAUAACAAGAUCAGUAUUCAUAGUUACGGCGUUUGUUAUUGGCUAUGGAUGUCCCUUAGUCAUAUCCAUCCUCACCGUCGCUAUUACCGAACCAAAGAAUGGGUACUUAAGGAGUGGAGCCUGCUGGCUCAAUUGGUACGAGACGAAAGCCCUCCUGGCCUUUGCUGUACCUGCUCUGAGCAUCGUUGCAGUGAAUCUGGCUGUGGUAGUGGUGGUUGUGGUGAAGACUCCAAGGCCCUCUAUUGGAGAAAGCUGCAAGUCAAGGGAUUUGAGCAACAUGAUCCGAAUCAGCAAAAACGUUGCCCUUCUGACGCCUCUGCUGGGCCUCACCUGGGGGUUUGGGUUAGCAACAGUGGUUGACAGUCACUCUCUGGCAUUCCACGUUACCUUUGCGCUCCUCAAUGCCUUCCAGGGAUUCUUCAUUCUGUUGUUUGGGACACUUCUGGACAGAAAGACCAGAGAAGCCUUAAGGAAGAACUGCCUUUCAUCAAAGCGGGAGUGCAGUCUAGCAAAGGCCUAGCAGCAGGCUGUCUUCAGCGCAUCUGAGCAGUGAGAGGAAAAGGAGCUGUGGUACGGAAGCUGUGGUUUGAGGUCAGCCAGGAGUGCACACAGCAGCAUCCCGGAGCGUGGCCACAGGACGUGUCACAAACACCAGAAGAGAAAGGGCCCCGGAGCUGCGGUCGGCAGCAAGAAGCCACUGGUGCUGCUGCAGCCCUUGGGGGAAGCGAGCCAUAACGUGCAGGUUGCUUUCUGCCCGUGUGAGAACUGCUGUGAGGAGUUUGUCCCUGUUUGCCAUUUCAGUGCUUCAAGACUUUACUUCACGUCAGUGCAAUAAGGAGCUGCACAGCAUGCAGGGCUGUUCUGCAGACGUUUCAUUUUUAGCAUAAAGUACAAAUAUCGAGCAUUAUCUGUUUACUUGGUCUGUCCUUGCAUGCAUGCUCUUCUAUGGGUGGCACUGUGUUUGUCAGACACCGGUCUGUGCUCCUGGAGGUGGGGAGAGCAUGACCCUGCUCCUGCACUGCGCUGCUCUCCAUCCCGCACCGUGUGCCAGAGGAGCUGCACAGAAUCGAUCAGCACAGAAUUACAGACUUCUCAUUCUUUCUCCAGUCCUAAAACAGGCUGACAGAUGGGGGGUGAGGAAUGCUCAGCGUGGUGUUACUGACCUCUUCAGAUGUGGGGGAGCACACCUGAAUAUACAUCAGAGCUGAGUUGUGGAGAUGGAGGUCCCCCUCAGUACCUGCACUGUACUGACGGAGGAGCAGUUUGCCACGGAUGAUGGUGUAUCUGUUUUUACAAGGAGGUCAGUUCUUGGUCUGGGAAGCCCUUCCAAAUGAAAGCCUGGAUAGAAAUGUGGGUUCUUGUUAGGACAAACCAGUGCUCUCAAAUGAAAAUAAAGUAGAGAUUUUCUCAUUGUUUGUAGUA